AUGGAUAGGGAUACUUGCAUCCCAGAAACUCGUGUUAGGAUCGAUCUUCCAGAAGAAGCAUAUUCAGCAUCCCAGUCAAAACAAGGACCUGUUGAAGGGGAUACACGAAUUAGGUUUGAUAAAUUUGGCUCUCUUAAUCAAUUGCCACCUGGAGUUCGUCAACAUUCCAACCUUUACCAUGCCUUCCCUGGCGUCCAAUCCAUUGCUAACUCCACUCCAAUUCUAUCCUGCCCACCUCCCAGAGUAUUGUCCUCCAAGGGCAAAUCUCAAAGCUCCGGUUUCCUUCCGUCCAUGUCAAUCACUAACGGGGUGUCUGCGCAUGUACACGCAUCCAACACUCAUGCUGAAAUUUCCAACACUGACUACUCACCUAAAUCUACUGUAACCGCCCUUGCCAGUGGGAAGGAAGCUCCUAUCUCUUCCAACUAUAUCGCGCAGGAUCGAGCAUCCAGCCCAGAUGAGCUGACUUGCGAUUCGGGCUUGGAUGAUCUAUCCCUUGCUGAGGAGGAUAGACUAAGACUCCAUGCUGCCUGUCUCGAAGGUCGUCUGUCUGUCUAUGGACGUGAGGCGGAAACCUGGCUUCGAGAGCGUGCUGAGCUCUCUACGGAGGCCGCCUCUCUGCGCAAGCGCCUUGAGGCUGCAAAAUCAACUCUCACUGAGGUGCAGACGCAGUCAGAUCAGAGGGUAACAGAGGCUAUGAACAAAUCACGCGAGGCACAGGAAUCGUUGCGUCAUGUACAGGAACAACUGAGUCUCAAGACUCUAGAAAAUGAACAACUCUCCGCAAAUCUUACCGCUGCCCAACAGGACUCAAUCUAUCUCAAAUCUCAACUCGCCGAUGUUCAGCAAAACAGCGUAGCGAAGGAUCAGGCUCUGGCCAGUUUGCGGGAAAAGAUGUCCGAGCUUUAUGCGGACAUGGAGUCCAUACGAAUGGCUCACUCACAGGCGCUAGACAAUAAAACAGACCUGACUGCUGAGUUGGCUAGUCUGAGGCGUUCACAGGAGUGGUAUAGGGAACAGCUGCAGUUAACAGAAGCGGCACGAGAUAGGCUGAUGGAACAGUUGAAUUCCAUGCGAAAGUGGUUGGAUCAGAGUGGAACGUCGGCACAACAGUUAGCGCAAGAAAAUGCUCGUCUAGAGACCAAGGUCAUGUCAGGCGAGGCUGCUUUAGCAGAGGCAAAGCGAAACCUUUCCCAUGAGUUGGAAGCGAUACGCGCCGAUAUCUUGGAAAGGGAGGCUAUUUUCGAGAAGAUUGUGGCCGAGCGCGCUGAUCUAGAGGCGUUAUGUCGACAGAAAAGUCACCAAAUCACUGAAUGUCAAAGUCGCAUAUCCACUUUGCAGUCUGAUUUGAGUGAAACAGAAAUGGAGGUGUCGGAACUUCGUUCAUCGCUGGAUCAUUUCAGACACACACUGCAGUGUGUUGAAACGGAGAGGGAUAAUUUGCGCGCAACUGUUAAUGGUCUGGAGGCUCAAAUGAAUCAACAGAAGGCCUUAAUGGACCAACAGUUGGCGCAGUACAAAGACGUCUGUUCAAAAUUGACACGUCUUGAGGAUAGUAGCUACGAGCAAGCAGGCAAUCUUAACAGAGCACUUGAAGAGAAAGCAGCUCUAGAGAGCUCUUUGACUGCAAUUUACAAAGAGAAGGCCACUCUUGACGCCUGUCUCAAUCAACUGAAGGAAGAUAUGUCUCGCGUUGAGUCCAACUUUUCUGCCCUCCAAUGUGAACUGGAUUCAAAAAACUCCGAGCUUUCAAAUGUCCUCCUUAUUCGUGAUGAACUCUCAAAUGAUUUGGAGGUGCUACAAGCAGCACUUCAUGAAAAGGGGGAAAAAGUUAAGGAGCUAGAAAGUGAGCGUGAGCAGCUGCAGAAUGCCUCCUUGUCCUUGCAGUUAGAGAAUGAGGGUUUACGAGACGAUAUCAAGCGCCUGGAGGCUUCUAUUGCUCCCGCCUGCGAAGAGGCAGCCAGUAAAGCUCGUGAGCCCCUCAUAACUGAGAUAGAGAGAAUAAAUUCUCAAUCAGAGGCUCUUCAAACCGAACUUAAGGGUGUGCGUGAACAGGUUGCGAGCUUGCUAGUUGAUCAGGAGCGUUACUGUGCCCUCCUGACCACUCAUCGAGCAUUGCAGCAGCAAUAUGAUGCUCUUAGUUCCGCUUACACUGCUUCCAUGGAAGAAGCUAAUGCGAAGCAGACAGAUUUGUGUCAACGUCUGCAACAAGUUGAGGCUUCGUACUCUCAAGCACUGCUCACAAAGUCGUCGGAGAUAGACUCACUCACCCAUCAGCUGGAUGAAAAGGUUAAGGAUGCCCUAGCAUUACAAUCAGAAAUUGCUUCACUGAAGGUGAGCCAUCAGCAGUCGAUGGCUCAACAAGCUGCCGACUGGGCUCAGCAACUUUCCAGCCUCGAGUCCCGCCUACACGCGGCGGAAUCGCAACGGGCUGCGAUUGAGCAAAAACUGCAGGAGGUUUUGGAGCGUGAAAGAAACACGAACGCGAAGCAGCAGGCAGAGAUGGAGGUCCUCCGCGCCGAGGUGGCAAAAAUGGAGUCGCGCGUUUCCAAGUCUGAGGCCCUGGAAGCGAAGCACCGGCAAUUGAUGCACGAGUUGGAGGCAGCUAAGGGGCGUGAAAUGGGUCUUUCGGACACUGUGGAAGAUUUGAAGCGCCACACGGCCAGCCUCGAGACCACACUAUCCCAACGCGAGGUGGAGAUUGUGGAACUAUCUGAGCGAAUGGAGAAGUCUUCUAUGUCACCAGCGGCGGUGGAAACGGAGGUUCCAAUUCAGCCGGUGUGUGUACAACAGGAGCUGGCUGCAGCCCUAGUUCCGGUACCGUGCUCCACCUGCCAGAUUCUUUCAGCCGAGGUUGUAAUUCAUUCAGAAGCCGUGAGCCGGAUGCAGACGGAGCUGGCGAAGGUGCAGGCGGCGCUGGAGUUGGCAAGGCAGGAGUUAGCCGCGCAGUCAGCUAAGACGGCCAAUGAAGCGUUCGGUCGGCAACAGGCCUGUGAGGCACAGAGACGGGCGGUGCAGGAGGCGGAGCGGCUGAGACACGAAUUAACGGAGGCACAGCAGCAGCUGUCAGAUGCCAAACACAUUGCUAGCAUUGCGCAGGCUAAUGUUGCCACUCUGACGACGCAUUUGAAUUCUAACGAUAGGUCGACUUCGUCUGAGGUUCACGCACUACAGGAGGCCAUGCAAGUCAUGAAGAGACAUCUGGAAGAACUGAAACGAGAGCUGGCAGAAACAAAACAGGAGUCCUGGCACUACCAGUCCAAUCUCUCGGACCUUCGUGGCUCACUACGCGGUCUAAUUGAGAAAAGUCAGGUGUUUGGCAGCGACGACCCGUCCUCCACCUCUCUCGCUGCCACCGCUGGUGCAGCAGGCUCCACUCCGGUCUACAUCAACGUGGUGGGAGUUUCUGAGUUAGAGAAGCUGCUCGUAGAUCGGGCUGACAAUGCUCUUUUGGACAGCAAGCCUCUGUUACGUGUCAGCAGUUAUUUGAAUCGCCUACAACAGGAAAUCGACUCGCUGGAGAGCCAGGUUAUUCAUCACGCCACUGUGGUUCGCGAUUCUGUGGCUAAUUGGCGGUAA
Molecule: messenger RNA, 3579 nt
Organism: Echinococcus granulosus
Lineage: Eukaryota; Metazoa; Platyhelminthes; Cestoda; Cyclophyllidea; Taeniidae
Product: Golgin subfamily A member 3
Exons: 4
Coding region: 1-3579 (1192 amino acids)
Source: RefSeq, a predicted model, not a curated record